Messenger RNA from Spodoptera litura, 831 nucleotides. RefSeq lists its product as uncharacterized. The record is from RefSeq and is a predicted model, not a curated record. Lineage: Eukaryota; Metazoa; Arthropoda; Insecta; Lepidoptera; Noctuidae.
AUGCAAACCAAGGGUAAUACAGACGUCCUACUUGGCGAAACCUUCCGCGUUGGAGUAAGAACACCCCCGUUCAAUCCCAGCGACCCAGAACUAUGGUUCGCGCAGAUAGAAGGACAGUUUAUACUGUCCAACAUCAGCACAGAUGCCACAAAAUUCUACUUUGUGCUAGCACAGCUGGAACCACAACAUGCAGCUGAGAUUCGCGACCUGGUCGUCUCUCCACCAGCUUCUGCCAAGUAUGACACCAUAAAAGCUGAAUUAAUACGGCGACUGUCAGCAUCAAAGGAGCGCAAAAUAAAGCAACUGCUAAUGCACGAAGAAAUGGGCGAUAGAAAACCAACCCAGUUUCUGCGACACCUCCAACAUCUGGCCGGACAAACAGUGCCUCCAGAUUUCAUUAAGACCAUCUGGACCAGUCGCCUACCCACUCACUUGCAGACUUGUAUCGCGGCCCAACAAGAAAAAAUGGCGUUGGAGGACCUCGCAGAAUUGGCGGAUCGGGUGCACGACGUCGUUCCAGUGACCAUCCCAGGGCCAAACCAAGUGGCUAGCACGUCAGAACCUACGACUCAAAUCGAAGAUAACGCGAUUGAAGCACUAACACGGACAGUCGCGGAACUCAGUCGUAGGGUGGAGGCUAUGAGCGUAAACUUCGAGAGAAACAGCCGCUCGCGCUCCAUAACAAGAAACGCCAGAGAUCGCCCCCGUUCACGUUCUCGCCCUAUUGACCACCCACACUGUUGGUAUCACUACCAUUUCGGUGAACGAGCACGUAGAUGUACUCAACCCUGUACCUUCAAGAAGUCGGAAAACUAUCAAGGCAGCCAUUAG